Messenger RNA from Panicum virgatum (switchgrass), 1792 nucleotides. Its product is annotated as F-box/LRR-repeat protein At2g43260-like. Gene Ontology annotation, molecular function: protein binding. Bases 245 to 1384 code for a protein of 379 amino acids. The transcript has 2 exons. Lineage: Eukaryota; Viridiplantae; Streptophyta; Magnoliopsida; Poales; Poaceae. The record is from RefSeq and is a predicted model, not a curated record.
GGUGUACCGCAGACAAAAAAAAAGAAAAAAAACAAUCUGAAUCCCCAUCCGCCGCCUUCGUCUCUCUCCGGCGCCUCCGCCACCAAUCUGCCCGGCCGCCGGCGCCGACCCAAUCGCCACCACACCUCCGGUCCCCUCCCCUCCCGUCGCGCAGCGCGGGCGCCUACCUCGGCACAGAACACCCCACCUCCCCGGCUGGCGGUCGGACGCCGCACGGCCCGAUCCGCCGCUCGCCGCCUCGCGGAUGGCGCCGCCGAGCCCGGCCUCCAGGGCCAGCGCCCGGCCCUUGCCCCUCGACGCGCUGUACGAGGUCCUGCUGCGGGUCCCGGCCAAGGACCUCUGCCGCUUCCGCGCCGUCUGCUGGCCGUGGCGCUCCCUCCUCUCCGACCCGCGCUUCGUCGCCGCCCACGCGGCCCGCCACCCCGGACCACUCAUCGUCGCCGCCCGCGACACCGAUCGCUCGGCCGCCGGCCCCAAUGUCGACAUCAGGGACCUCUCUGGGCGCGUCAUUAAGCGGGUUGUCGCGCCGGGGAGCUUCUGGGAAGUGGGGAAUCGCGUGACGACCGCACAGGUCGACGGCGACUGCCUCCUGCUUGGGAACAAAAUGAGCUGCCUGUUGCUGAACCCCAGCACCGGAGCUGUGUCUGAAUUGCCACAAGGAUUCGCAAAAGGACAUUCAGUGCGGGAGUGGCAAAGCUCCAAAUGCAGGCACUUGCUUGCGUUUGGGAAGGUUGCCUCGACAGGGGAGUACAAGGUGCUUCGGCUGCUCCACGCAUAUUACCACUUCGGACAUCAGUGCGAGGUGAUCACCCUCGAUGGCAGCAGCCAUGCUUGGUGGAGAGGAAAGAAUGCCUCUCCAGGUGUUGUUCGCUUCAACCACUGGAGCAGAGUGACCAUUGAUGGGAUCGUGUAUUUCUUGUUGUAUGAGGAUGUCAUGGUCAGAGAGGAAAAUACCAUGCCGGUACGCCUAGCUUCGUUCGACCUUGAGACGGAAGAGUGGAGGGCAAUUCUUCGAGGUCCCUUGAAUCUGAUGACCACUCGUACAACUGAUAUUUCAGUGGCCUCCCUGAAUGGGUGCCUAGUUGUGGUUCAUUAUGCCCAAUGUUCUUUUAUGAACCUAUGGUUUCUGAUGGACUUUGAAGAAGGUUUAUGGGCCAAACAGCACAGCAUACUACUUAACUCUGGACUUCCUGUACAACCAUUGUUCGUGCUAAAUGAUGGGAAGAUAGUCACUUACUGUGAACUUAAGAGAUUGUUGAGAAUUUACGACCCGAAAACCUGCACCUACAUAGAUGUGGCGGAGGUUGGACGUUAUGAAAUUGGUUUGCACACCAGAAACCUAUUGAGCUUGCCUGAUGGUACUGGUGCUCAGUUGGUUAGUUGAAAACUGGAUUCUUUGGUUGAGGUUUAGUUAUUAUCCUACAGAAGCUGGCUUCUCCGUUGCUGUUAAAAUGCUGCACAGCAACUGUUCCAAAUUGCCAAACUUCAACUCGUGCUUCUGUAAAGCACGCAGGCAUCCUGCUGCAGUAGUUCCAUUAUAUACAGCCAAAUAGGUGGUUGCUUGAUUAGCACGCUUAGCCAGUUUAUGAUAGUAGUGAGGUCUUUAUGUGGCUACAGUGAGGAAAGUUGAGGAGCUUUUGCUUUGAUAUGCCUUGGUUCUGGAUGUUUACUUGCUGCAUUCUGUGAUUCUACAGGCUUUGAUGUAACUCUUAUGCAACGUUUGUAAUAGGACGUUAUCAAAGCCCUAACUUUGGAACACCCUUGGAUUUUGUUGCUGUUUGUGCCUGAUUAA